This is a messenger RNA of Abrus precatorius (Indian licorice), 2996 nucleotides long. RefSeq lists its product as uncharacterized. Bases 96 to 647 code for a protein of 183 amino acids. The record is from RefSeq and is a predicted model, not a curated record. NCBI's taxonomy places the organism in Eukaryota, Viridiplantae, Streptophyta, Magnoliopsida, Fabales, Fabaceae. The transcript is spliced from 3 exons.
GUCGUCCUUUUGUUUAUCUGCCUCAUUUCUAGGAAGUAAUGACUAUAGUCUGUAUAGGAUGGUGUUGUGCACAGUGCACAACACUUGUUUGAUUAAUGUUCUUACUGAUUGUUUGCUUUCUGUUUGGUUCUCAGGCUAACUUCUUCUUAUCAUUGUCCAUGAAGCUCUAUGAUGAAUUCAAAGAGAUACUAAAGAUUCAAAAAUUUCGACGAUUGGUGUCUUAUACAGGGUUCUACUGCUUUGCCACGCUUAUAAGCUAUGCUUAUGUUAACAAUACAACUAGGGCCGGGUAUUCUAGAGCUGAUCAAUUCUAUGCAUCGUACCCGGCUGGUACCGAGCUUUUAACGGACACUACUAAGUUAUAUAAAGCUGCACUUGGAAACUGCUUUGAUGUUGAAGAGUGGGGUCCGUUUGAGUACUGCAUCAUGGCAAAACACUUUGAGCGUCAAGGGAAGUCGCCAUAUGCCUAUCAUGCAGUGAGUUCUAUGUUGCCCAUAUUUGACUAUUUCGUUUUUGUCUACCCUUAUGUAGAAAUUCUUCAAAUCUUUUCUCUGUCUACGCUGGUUAAUCCUUACGAACAUUUUUGUGAGUUCUAUUUUAACAUCAUGCUAAAGAACUUGUUAUCGGUUCCUGUAACUUUUCCAUAAACUCUUGCUAUUAAUAAAGAAUAAAUUUUUAGUGAAUUAUGUCUUUGUAACCACAUCGUGAAGGAAUCCAUUGAGUAGAAUAUUUUCCGCUGCUUCUUUAAGAGUAAAAUGACUUCUGCCUGACUUAUCCUUAAUGUUUGAAAAUAUAGUGAGGCAGGUCCGUAAUAGAAAAAUAUUAAGAAAAUUUGGGUAGGAAAACAUCUUCUCAAAGGGCUGAAAUUUUGAGAAGAAAUGGAAUGCUUUUGCCAUAUUUCAUGUAUUUUGAGUGUUCUAGCAAGACCUUGAUUAUUGUACCAGGCAUACAUUGAUAGGAACUCAGUUAAUUGAAUCAAAUACAAUGCCAAAUAAACAACCAGAACUAUACGCAAAUGUCAGUACUCAACGAUAUUUGAAAAUACACUAGAGCAAAAGCUCCGAAACAAGAACAAUCUCAGCAAGGUCCCUAGCUAUGCCCAAUAACUAAUUAACAGCUAAGCAAGCCCCCAUCAUGCUGCCCCCUUUCCUAUAUACCACCAAAGGCUCUAAGAAAUUCUCCUAACUAACUUCUGCCAUGCUGGUAUUCCCCAUCCAUCUGUGCCAUCUUUCCCCUACUAUACACCUUCCAGACAUUAGGCCUUGUUGGCCCAGUACUCAUAAACUAAUCCCCUGAAUAUGUGCCUAUAAAUAACUGCUGCUGAAUCAACAGUUUUGUCUUCAAGGCUGAAAUCAGGGAACUUACUCGUAAAAAGAGAUUCAUCUUCCCAUGUGGCAUCUUCAGCUGAUUUGCCUUGCCAAUGCUCUAAGAACUGGAGUUUCUGGUGGCCUUUGUCCGUAAUGAUCCUACUUGCCAAAAUAGAAUAAGGGUCCACCAUAUUCUCAACCCCAAAGUCAUGAGGAUGAGUAGCAUCAACCUCAUAAUUUCCCACAGCUUUUUCUUCAAUGACACAUGGAAAAACAGGAUUAACCUUCGAAUUGGUAGGAAGUUUCAACCAGAAAGAUACUUCUCCCAAAUGCUCAAUGACUUGAUAUGGGCCAAAAUAAUGUGCAGCUAACUUCUGAUGAUUGCACUGAGCAGCUGAUUGCUGCUGCUUAUGUGGGUGCAGCUUCAAAAAAGACACCCACUCCAAUAGAAAAAUUCUGCAUCCUCUGUUUCUUGUCACCAAAAUGUUUCAUUUGCUCUUGUGCCUUAGUCAAAUGAAAUUUUAACUAACGAAGUGCUUCAUCAUGGUCUUUCAAAUCUCUUGUCACUGCUUGUACACGCGAUUCUCCUUCACCAUACUUGACAACAGUAGGAGGCUUCCGACCACAGACCACUUCAAAUGGGAUAGUAUUAGUGGCGGAGUGAUAAGUGCUAUUAUACCAUACUCUACCCAAGACACCCAAAGGGACCAAUUUCUGGGUUUCUCAGAAGCAAAGCAAUGAAGAUAUGAUUUCAAACACUGAUUUACCACCUCUAUCUGCCCAUCAAACUAUGGAUGGUAGGAAGUGUUAAACAGGAAAUCUGCCAUUAUUCUCAUUUCUGUUUAUAUGUGUAUUAAUUGGGAUUAUUCUCAUUUCCUUUUAUAUGUUUAUUAAGUUAGGAAAUAGAAAUAUUUUGUAGUUAAUAGCUGUACUGUUUUUGUACAAUAUAUACGGAUGAUUAGAAUGAAAGGGGCAUCAAGCAAAUUAUUUGACAUGGUAUCAUGAACCUUCUAAGCACAGAGGCUUGGGUCCUUCUUGUUUCCUGGGUUUGCAGGUUCAUGGUCCUGUUUUUUGUUUGUUCUUGUCCCUGUUCUGUCGUACAACAAUGAUGUUUUCUCCUUUGUCUCUUGUGCUUCUAGUUCUGUUCAUGCAUUCUGUUUGGUUCACUUGCUUGUUCAUGGCUUCUGCUUUGACAUGAGCUGCUAUUCUGCUUGCACGACUUGCUGCUUUUGGUUCAUUCUCUGUUUCUAGUUCAUGCUGUGCUUCUGGUGGUUGCACAAGGCUUUGCAUGCUUUGAAGUUUUUUUUUGGUUUGUGUUCCCUGGUUCUUGUACUCUUUGUCUUGGGUUUCUGAAUUUGACACUCCACUCAAGCUAGGGUAGUUUCAAUUUCUUUCUCAUUCUUAAUUCUGAAUUGUCAAAUUGGCCAUAAAGAAAGGUGAGGAGGGACUUCAAGUUCAUGUUGGUGAACAAUGAGGAUUCAUUGGAAGAGAUGGAGGAAUGUUAUCACAAAAUUUACAACCUAAUUUACAUCACCAAUCAUGGGACCAAAGGAAUAGAGAGGCUAAUUACUCACACAGGCAGGACCAGAGGACAAGGGGAGUUUCUGUAGGGGAAACUACUCUUGAAACACCUAACAACUUGUUUUGGGGGAAAAGGGAUACAACAUUUGACAAUUCAAGAGUGGGAGC